Stomoxys calcitrans (stable fly) is the source of this 1012-nucleotide messenger RNA. RefSeq lists its product as uncharacterized. The record is from RefSeq and is a predicted model, not a curated record. The coding region runs from base 305 to 895 and encodes 196 amino acids. NCBI's taxonomy places the organism in Eukaryota, Metazoa, Arthropoda, Insecta, Diptera, Muscidae. The transcript has 3 exons.
GAAUGUGAAAUUUAAAGAAAAAAUCUUAAGUUGUUAUUUGUGUAAUCCAAUUAACCAAUUUUGAGAGAACAGUGCCAAAAAAGAGAAGAGACAGCAACAAACAGCGGUACUCGCUGAUAAAGUAGUGUUUAUUGUUUAAUACACAAUCCAAGAUCAGUUAUCAGCGUCCAUUUUGCCAUCUCAGUUGUGUGUAAUCGCAGAAGGUGUUUUUUGAAAUUCAUUUACUUCAGUGAUUUGUGUCCAGUGUUUUGUUUUUUAUCUUGUUUUGCGAAAUAAUUAUUCAAUAGAAUUCUUCCAAAGAGCCAUGUCCGUCACUGUUUCCUUAUGCUGGGGGUUUUAUCUGCUGUUUGGUUUGCACGUCACACUGGGUCAGUUGGCCUACCCAGAAUCUCUACAGACUGACAAGUCCAAAUCCAACAUCGACGGACGCUUACCUCUAUAUAGUCCUGCACGAUGCAAACAACAUGAACUAUUAUAUCCGGGCGACCAAAAAGAUGAUUGGAUAUGCGAUUGUGCUCCAGCUGCUUUGUACUAUCCCGAAAGUGAUGCCUGUUUCCCAGCCUUUCGCCGUGGACCUUGUGAACGUAAUGAAAUUUUAGUACUCGGCAAUGAUGCCAUCAUACCGGAAUGCAUACCAAAUGCCUGCAAGGUAGAUGGACAAAUUCAAAUUCACAAUGUGUGCUACGAGUUGGGUAAGGCAGGACCUUGCCCCAAUCCUCAGCUCUCCUAUGUAGUUGGUGUAGAUCCCAAGACGCUGCACAUCGAUUGCGUUAAAUUAUCGAUUUCGGUAGAAUCCAGAUUCGGCGAUGAGCCCAAACAUAAUUAUGACUUGACAAAUGUGGAAAAAUGUGCACGCGGUUCUAAAAGGGCUGUACAAGGGCGUUGCCCUUCCUAGAAAAAAGGUACUAAAGCACUCAAGAAAAAAUUUAAAAGAUGUUUUUAAAAAUGUUAACAAAAAAAAAAACAGUUUAUAACAAUUCAAUAGCAAUAAAAAUGUAAAACAAAAGCAAAA